CAACUUAAUCCAAAACAAAUGUCAUGUCAGUAAUGGAAGUUUUGUGUAAGGGUGUAUAGGGUAUAGGUGUACAUUUUUAUUUUUAGUCACAUAAAAUUAUUAACAUGCACACCUAUUUUUUAAUUACAACAAAGACAUAAAAUGUGACAAAGAAAUGUAAAUAAUGGAUAGUGAAUUAGAGAAAUCGGUACUUUUGAGUACAUUUCAGUGUGGCAAGAAGAAAAUUCGUAUAAUUUUACAUCAAGGAAAUAUUGUUUGGGAUAAUGAAAAACCUCCAUCAGACAAGAAGUCAUUGCUACUUGAUAAUAUUAUUUCUGUUCAACAUAACUAUGUGCGAAACAGUCACCCAAGUGAAAUUCAACAAAUAGACCCCUACACAUUCACUAUUCAUUAUGCAGAAAGGGACAAAGGAUCAAAAUGGACUUACAAAAACAUUACACUCAAACACACUGAUUCUGUACAAGUUGCCAUGUGGGUAAAAACCCUACAAAACUAUUUAAAAAAUUUCAAAGGACGGCCAAAGCACUUGCUUCUUUUUGUAAAUCCCUUUGGGGGCAAAAAGAACGCGAUGCAGAUAUAUGAAAAAUUCGCCAAAAAUCUGUUCAGUAUAGCCGGCAUUGAAGUUACUGUGAACGUUUCACAAAGAAAAGAUCAAAUAAAAGACUUUAUAAUAAAUCAUAACUUGGAUACAUUUGAUUCUGUUGCCUGUGUUGGAGGGGAUGGAACUGUUUCUGAGCUUUUCAAUGGUCUAGUCUUAAGGGAGUGCAAUAUAAAAGGAGUAGAUCCUGAUGAUAUUGAUCAGAAUCUGCCCAAACCCAAAAUUCCCAUAGGCAUUAUACCAGGAGGUAGUACUGAUACAAUAGCAUACUGCAUCCAUGGUACAGAUGAUCCAACAACAGCCGUACUGCAUAUUAUAUUUGGAGACAAAUUAGGAUUAGAUUUAGUGUCUGUGUAUGAUGAACACAGUUUACUUCGUUUAUACGCUAGUGUUUUAAGUUAUGGUUACUUAGGUGAUGUUGCUUACCACAGUGAUCAGUAUCGAUGGAUGGGCCCCAGAAGAUAUGAUUACUCAGGGUUUAAAAAAUUGGUGAGCAACAGAGGCUAUCACGGGGAAUUAGCCGUCUUUUCCGAGACAGAAGGGGGAGUCGUCCAGGAAAUACCUUGCCAAGAAAAAUGUGAUAAAUGCGAAUCUAGUAAAAGACUUGAAAUCGACGAAUUAGGCUGUAAAUGGCAGACGUUUUCUGGCAAAUUCUUUAUGGUAAGCGGCGCGAAUAUAAGCUGUGCGUGCGCCCGAAGUCCAAAAGGUAUAGCGCCCUAUACGCACCUGGGCGACGGUAUGGUGCAUUUGGUUCUCGUCAAGCACACUUCAGUAUUGAACAAUUUGAGAUUGUUGUUGAGGCUGUCCAGCAGCGAUUCGUGCAUUGAAGAUUUGCCAUUUGUUGAGAUUUUAAGUGCCAGGGAGUUCUGCUUCCGAGCCACGGAAGGCAGUAGUAAAUGGAACUGUGAUGGAGAAGUGCAACAUCAGAUUAAUAUACGUGCAAAAGUAAGAUGUCAAUUGCUCACAAUAUUCAGUAGAGGAAAGCCGAAGGAAAACUCAAUAGAUCCGACCUGCUGUGGAUUUUGAGCUUUCCUCUUAUUUGAUUUAGAAAAACAUAUUUUAAAAGUAUUGACUCAAGUAUUUUAAAAGCUCUAUUCCUUCCUAUAGAUAGUAUUAUUUUUUUCUACAAUCUUUAUUCAUUCCGAUUAUUUUGAGGUAUAUAAGAUGGCCAACAAAUAAAUUAUUUUUUAAUCA
Molecule: messenger RNA, 1792 nt
Organism: Psylliodes chrysocephalus
Lineage: Eukaryota; Metazoa; Arthropoda; Insecta; Coleoptera; Chrysomelidae
Source: the annotation of a GenBank genome assembly